Bicyclus anynana (squinting bush brown) is the source of this 1869-nucleotide messenger RNA. It is a transcript of the gene odd, whose product is annotated as protein odd-skipped. Gene Ontology annotation, biological process: embryo development; embryonic hindgut morphogenesis; embryonic pattern specification. Gene Ontology annotation, cellular component: nucleus. NCBI's taxonomy places the organism in Eukaryota, Metazoa, Arthropoda, Insecta, Lepidoptera, Nymphalidae. Gene Ontology annotation, molecular function: DNA-binding transcription factor activity, RNA polymerase II-specific; RNA polymerase II transcription regulatory region sequence-specific DNA binding. The transcript is spliced from 3 exons. Bases 110 to 1159 code for a protein of 349 amino acids. The record is from RefSeq and is a predicted model, not a curated record.
CACACAAGCCCAUAUCCCUCUGCGCGCUCUCGCUAGCCGGUUGUCAGUCGCAAACCGGUUUAGCUGUGACAGUGACCAGUGUUUGUAAUUUGUGCCAGUGUUCGUUUCAAUGGAUUGUACUAUUUUGGAAAUGGAAGAUAAGCCGUACAGUGUUGACAGUUCCGACGAUAUCAACAUCGAGGAAGAGGAAGAAGAACAAAUUGAAGAGAGUCAUAGUUACCCACCAGACUUCCCAAUCGAAGCAUUAGUGAAGUUAGAGCGUCCGUCGCCACCUCUGCCGACGCCACCUCACACACCGACCGACGACACGCCACCAGCGAUCAUUGUAUCACGCCACCAAGCCACCUGGUCUCCUCAAUACUCCGUGCCUAGAACCAUGCAAACUCCAUACCCAUACGACAAACAAGUUCCUAACUACACAUAUCCUGGAGUGCCCUACGUCCAACCGCAAGUCGCAAGUCUCCCACCGUCGGCACCUUAUCAUGCAAUGUUAGUCAAUCAAUGGAUAAGAAACGCCGCUUUAUACCACCAUUCUUUGAGAUACCCAUCGAUGGCGCAGAGAAUGCCUGGAAGAAAUCCUCCACCGAUGCGAGCACCGGGCGUCCCUGGAACAAGACCCAAAAAGCAGUUCAUUUGCAAAUACUGCAAUCGCCAGUUCACCAAAUCCUACAAUCUACUCAUCCACGAAAGGACUCACACCGAUGAAAGGCCAUACUCAUGCGAUAUCUGCGGAAAGGCCUUCAGAAGACAAGACCAUCUUAGAGAUCAUAGGUAUAUCCACUCAAAGGAGAAGCCGUUUAAGUGCACCGAGUGUGGGAAAGGCUUUUGCCAGUCGAGGACCCUGGCGGUUCACAAAAUCCUACACAUGGAAGAAUCUCCACACAAAUGCCCAGUUUGCAACAAGAGUUUCAACCAAAGAUCAAAUUUGAAGACACAUUUACUGACUCACAGUGAAGCAAAUAAACAUCAUUUAGAACAUCUAGAAGGUUGUCAAGAAGUAUCGUCUACAAGUCAAGCUGCUGAGAGUCCUCUACUAGAUCUAUCGCACAAGCCGUCACCUCCGCCUGCUCAAAAUUAUCAACAUAAACACCAAGAAUCGCCCGUUGAAGCUCCUAAGAGACCGCUAGGAUUUUCGAUAGAAGAUAUUAUGAAACGUUAACUAUAUAUAUUAUUUCUUAGUAGGUUAUGAUCAAAACAAGUUGACCCGCUUUGCAGGGCAAGUUUAAGUACGAUGCGAGCUUUAACACCGAGUUAUGAAACUCGUUUUUAGAUAAAUCAUUAAUGUUAUUCCACUUGAUCUUGGUAUAAUACUGCUGCAUCACAUUAGUGCUUAUGUAAUUUUUGGUACCUAUUCUUUAAAUUUAACCAAAGAUGUAUCUCAAUCGUUCGAUUGUUCAAAUUUCCCAUCUUUCAGCAUUGAUACCUAAUGAAAUUCUACCAUUAAUAUGCUGUACUAUACUGUAAUGCUUUUGUAAUUUGAAGAAUUCGACUCGAUUUUCUUUAGCUAAAGACUGAAAUUGUUUUAUUAUUGUUAUGUUUCUAGAGAUUUAUUUAUUGUGAUAGCUUCUCAAAUAAACUUAGGUUAAUGGUUGACUAAAGUUACCAAAAGUAUUACCUAUGGGUUAUUUCAAUCCAAAAUUAGUGGCUAUGAUAUCUCAAAUCAUGUUCAAAGUAAUUUAAUGUACCUUCUUAAUUUUAUUAUUAGAUUUAGUAAUAUUAUCUAAUUAUAUUGUAUUUACUUAUAGCUAAUUAAAAUUUCAGUUGUAAAUAUAGUUCUUUGUAAAAAUUAUAUUUAAGUUUAAAUUUAGUAAAAUAAAACAGAGGCUAUUGGUGAAGAAAAAUAUAAUGAAAAACCUUCCAAACAUUAAA